AUGACAGCCGAACUAAAGCCCAACCACCAGUUCUUCGUGUGGUCCGGAUCCCUCUGCUUCGGCGAGCUGCACAACAUCUGGCACGGCGCCUCGGCCCCCGUCCAGGGAUUCCCCAGCGUUCGUCCCCAGACCACAGGGACCGUCGUCUCGCACGAGCUGCAAUUCAACACGGCCGCUGAGAACGGCAGUUGGAACGUCUUCAGUCUCAUUGACACGACCACAAGGGCUGUCGCCGCCUGGUUCGCGUGCCACUCCGACGUCGACCCGGAACAGGAGGUUGCCAAGAUCCUUCGUGUUUCUGGGUCUCCGUACGAGGCAAACUGCGGCAGCACCAUGAACGACGACAGCACAGCGGCCGAAGGUGUUCUUGUCGUAAACCGCUACGACUGGGGCUAUUACGAUCGUCGCGCAAGUGACGAGUUCGAGGAGGAUGAUGAAGAUGUCCUCAACUUGGAGGUUGCCGUAUCUGUCGGCCUUGUGGAUCGUGCCCAAGCAAAGCAAGUUGUGGGCAAUUGGAAAACGAAGGUCGCAGGGAGACGUAAAAGCUCGGCUUCCGCAGCUUGGUUACACAUUCCUGAUGCGGAAUACGCAUUUGGGCGUUUUGGAUUCAAUGAGGAGCGUACCGCUGCUAGAUCGUUCCUGCUCUUCACACAGUCCACUAUCUUCACUCAGACCGCCUUCCAGGGACGCCUGAAUCCGUUGCGGGAGGGGGAAGCUACAUGA
Messenger RNA from Lasiodiplodia theobromae, 723 nucleotides. Its product is annotated as Cytochrome b2. The record is from RefSeq and is a predicted model, not a curated record. The coding region runs from base 1 to 723 and encodes 240 amino acids. The transcript has a single exon. NCBI's taxonomy places the organism in Eukaryota, Fungi, Ascomycota, Dothideomycetes, Botryosphaeriales, Botryosphaeriaceae.